Micropterus dolomieu (smallmouth bass) is the source of this 2165-nucleotide messenger RNA. Its product is annotated as melanocyte protein PMEL-like. The coding region runs from base 36 to 2165 and encodes 709 amino acids. The transcript has 12 exons. Gene Ontology annotation, cellular component: melanosome. The record is from RefSeq and is a predicted model, not a curated record. Lineage: Eukaryota; Metazoa; Chordata; Actinopteri; Centrarchiformes; Centrarchidae. Gene Ontology annotation, biological process: melanosome organization.
GGUUCAGAGAGAAGAGACACACAACCAAAUCCAGGAUGACGACUCUGAACCUGGUGCUGCUGGUGUUGGCAUUUAUAUCUGCCACUGCGACAAAGCCGAGAAGUAAGUUCACAAGUUACCGCUCAUGGAACUCAAAAAUGUAUCCGGUGUGGAGAGAUGGAGACCGGAGAUUCAGGAACUCUUGGCUUGGUGGUGAAGUAACUUUCGAUCUCAAAAAUGAUGCACCCACUCUGACUGGAGCAAGAGUGACCUUCUCUAUUAAUCUUAAUUUCCCACCAAGCCAGAGAGUGCUCUCUGACGGGCAGGUGGUCUGGGCGGAAAACACCACAAUCAACGGACAACAGUAUCAGGAGGGUCAGGCUGUGUAUCCUGACCAGGACACCGAGCAGACCGGAGUUUUCCCUGACGGCACACCAUUCCCCAUCAGUCAGAACAGGAGACCCCACUACGUGUUUGUGUGGAAGACAUGGGGGCGUUACUGGCAGGUGGCAGAUGGACCAUCCUCCUCCCUCUCUAUCGGUACAGACAACAUCCCCCUGGGCUCCUACAACAUGGAGGUUGUCAUCUAUCACUACCGUGGAAAAGACAAGUUCAUCCCUCUCGGCUAUGCCUCCACAGUCUUCAGCAUCACAGACCAGAUUCCAUUCACCAUAUCACUCGUUCAAGUAACUGAUGUCAACCAGGACGACCAGAACUUCAUCCAGAACCAAGCUAUUGCUUUCAGCAUCAAUCUCCAUGAUCCCAGCCAGUAUCUCAACAGCGCCAACAUCAGCGUCAGCUGGGACUUUGGUGACAGCACUGAUAUUCUGAUAUCCAAAGACCUCACUGUCACACACACAUACCUCGCAGUCGGGAACUUCACACCUCAGGUGGUUCUCAUGGCAAGCAUCCCCAACAGCUGUGGAAACCCCACUGCUGUUGUUCCUACUGAUGCAGUAGCUGCGCCAGCAGUUGAUGUGAUGGCCUCCACCCCUGCAACUGUCCCAGCAGCACCAGACGAGGGAGGAGAUGCAAUUGCUCUGGAUGUUGCUGAUGCCACUCCACUUGCUGCUUCUGUGCAGCCAGCUGAAGCAGCCACAGAAGAUGGAGAAGCAGUUGUUGAUGCAGACACAGAGGCAGUAGAGGUUGCCUCAGUAGCACCCGCAGGAAUUGAUGCAGCUGUUGUUCCAGAGGAACAAGAUCCCGCCAACGCUGUUGCCUCUGUUGCAGAGGGAGAAGAAGCAGCAGUUGGGGUCGCUGAUGCUGUCACUGCUGCUCCUGUAGCAGAAGUAGCUGUAGAGCAACAAGCUGAUGUUGUGGCUCCUGAUACUGUUGAUGCUGCUGCUGCCAUAGAGGUUAUUGAAGUUGUAACAGAAGCCCCUGUUGAUAAUGUCGUAGCCCCUGCUGCCACUGAAACCACAUCAAUAGAAGAUGCAGCACCAGCUGAUGCCGCAGUACAGGCAAUUGAAAAUGAGGUUGCAGCUCCUGCAAUGCAACCAGCGGGUGAUGAAGUAGCUGUUCAAGCAGAGGUGGAAGCAGAUCCAGCACAGGUUGCCCUUGUUCUGGUUAAAAGACAAGCUCCAGAGCUGAUGGCUGACUGCAUGAUCUUCCGCAAUGGCUCCCUCACCACCACUGUAGAUGUUGUCCAGGGUAUUGAAAGUGUAGAGAUUGUUGAGGUGUCCAACGUUGUGGCGACUGAGUUGGAUCAAAAUGUUGUGGACAUCACCAUUGACUGUCAGGGAAGUCUGCCAAGUGAGGUCUGCACAACCAUUUCUGAUGCUGACUGUAUCACACCGGUGGAGACCAUCUGUAAUGCAGCCACACCCUCUCCAGACUGUCAGAUGAUCGUUCGUCAGGUCUUCAAUGACACCGGAGUAUUUUGCAUCAAUGUCUCGUUGACCAAUGAUGUCAGUCUAGCUGUGGCAAGUGCCAGAGUCAGUGUAGCAGCAGCCUCUGGUGGUUCCUCAGCUGGAACUGCAGCCACAGUCGUGGGCGUUAUGGUUCUCGCCUGUGUUGUCUGUUGCAUUGGUUUGAUGCACAGACGGUCCAAGCAGUACCAGCCACUAAGAGAAGACAACUUUGGAGGCAGCUCGGCGGUAACAUCAGUGCCUUUGUUGUUGUGGAACUUGUUGAGCCGAGAGUCACCAGGAGAGAGUCUUCCACUGCUUCAGGGGAGGGCUGCUUGA